AUGGCCUCUAGGUACUCUGAGCCUCCUGCCAUAGCAAUUACUUCACUAGUUUUGCUUCUUCUUAUUUCCCUUCCACCCAGAAUCCUCUCACAAAAUUCCCCCAUCCCCACUGACCCAACAGUAACUGAUUGCACGCCAGGGCUGCUACCACUGGCCCCAUGUGCCCCAUUUGUUCAACGCAUGGCUCAGACACCAGUUCAACCUUGUUGUGACAACCUCAACCAACUCGACCAGGAGCAGCCUGGUUGCAUUUGCCUCUUGCUCAAAGACACCAACUUGAGCUCUUUCCCAAUUAAUCGCACCUUAGCCCUGGAGCUGCCUGUUCUUUGCAACGUGCAAAUUAACAUUGCUGCCUGUUCAGGGACCCUCAGGUCCUCUCUAGUCCACCUGCUUCUCAAGUUUACCCGGGAGAACCCUCCAAUUCUUCUGUUGGGAGACACACCGAAUAUUCUUUUGCUUGCUUCUCCCGUGGUUGAAGGCGAGCCAAGAUCUUCCAUCAUGGGAAUCGGAUUUCAUCGGAGUACUGGUGUUAAGUUGGAGGCAGAAGGUUCUUUGAUGCUACUGGUGACUCUGGCUGUCAUUUCUUUAUCAAAAGCAUUUCGUUGGGUCUGGGUUAAUAAUAAGCAUGUUGUGUUUAUCCUAUAUUGGUAUUCUUAGUCUUAGUACUUGGGGAAAUACAGUACCAGUUAUGAUGUGAUUUCUCUUCAUUGAUUUAUAUCCGUAUGCAACUCCUCUACUGGUUUUAAACAGUAUCUAGUUGUUUCUUAUGGAUGAUUGCACCUGUAUCAGAAAAGGUCAACCAGUUUGGAGUGUAAAAGGUUAGUGCUUGAACGGCAUUUUUAAACCUCCAGUGAUUUUAUUGCAGAAGGCUAUGCAAUAAUGAAAUCGCAGCCAAACUACACGGAUGCUAAUUUAAUCAUAAGA
This is a messenger RNA of Populus euphratica (Euphrates poplar), 924 nucleotides long. RefSeq lists its product as uncharacterized. The transcript has 3 exons. The coding region runs from base 1 to 657 and encodes 218 amino acids. Lineage: Eukaryota; Viridiplantae; Streptophyta; Magnoliopsida; Malpighiales; Salicaceae. The record is from RefSeq and is a predicted model, not a curated record.